Molecule: messenger RNA, 2276 nt
Organism: Capsicum annuum
Lineage: Eukaryota; Viridiplantae; Streptophyta; Magnoliopsida; Solanales; Solanaceae
Product: glucan endo-1,3-beta-glucosidase 8-like
Exons: 5
Coding region: 712-2109 (465 amino acids)
Biological process (GO): carbohydrate metabolic process
Cellular component (GO): plasma membrane
Molecular function (GO): hydrolase activity, hydrolyzing O-glycosyl compounds
Source: RefSeq, a predicted model, not a curated record
ACUUUAAAGUUAGCUCCAUCAACUUAUAACCUCAUAUGCAAGCCCAUAAUUAGCGGACAUAGGUUAGACAUUAUUUGUUUUUUCUUACUAUUUCUGUGACAAAACUCAUCCUAAUAAAUAAUUAUAACUUUCUAAAUUUUAAUUUCCCCUCCUCCCUCCUCCCUCCUCCCACCCCCAAAUAGUUAACCUCUUUUACGAUCUUCAAAUACAACAAUUUGGAAAUCAUAGAAUUUAAUUUUGUGUAAAUGAGGUAAAAAUAAAAUUACAUACAAAUAUAUAAAUUGUUAAGUUUUCUGAAAAACAAACACUUUUAGAGCAACCCGAAGGUGACUCAAAAUUUGCUUUGGUAUCUCCAAUGUCAAAGUUGCAUGAUCCAAAGGGAUUCAGCUGUAUCUUCCAUCAAAAGAUCAUACUGCAAAAAAUAGGUUUGUAUGUUCUCCACUUGUAACAUAUUUCAGAUUCUUUUUUGAAAUUCCCUUGUAAGAAUUCGUGGCACCGGCAACUAAGGUACCAUUGCCGUGAAACGUAAUUCUUCAAGGAAAAAGAAGCAAGAAAAGGACGGAUACCAUCAAUGUCAGAGUUACAUUAUUCGAAGGGCUUUCAUUGAAAAAAAUUAACCUUAACCGCGCAAAUACGGUCUGAACCUUAUUCAUAGCAUAUUCGUUUUUUCUUCAACGAAUCUCCUCAUUACAAUUCCUGACGCCAAUCAAGAUGAGGCUAACUACGGGCAUAAAAUUCAUGAUUUUUUUCAUGAUAACAAGUCGUGUAAAUAGCUUUGUGGGCAUCACUUGGGGCAGACAACAAUCACAACAAUUCAUUCCAUCAAUGGUUGUUGAUUUGCUUUUACAAAACCAGAUUCCAGCAUUGAGAUUGAUGACUUCAGCCUCUGAUAUUAUUCAAACUUUUUCUGGGACUAACAUUAGCAUGCAUAUUGCCCUCAAUAAUCGAAAUAUAGAUGUCAUAAAUACUUCAAGUCUUGCCUAUGCAUGGGUAAAUACUUAUGUCAAGGAACCUAUCAGAAAAGGUGUCAAGAUAGUGGAACUAAUGGUUGGGCUAGAGCCAUUUUCGAAUACGCUCUUGAAAGACCGAGUGAACUAUGGAGUGUUGCGAGUGAUGCCACACGUACGAGAAGCUCUAGAAGCGAUGGAUUUGAGAAAUAUCCUAACAACAACCUCCCAUGGCAUUGAUGUCUUUAAUAUCAAGAAAGUCCCCUCUGAAACAGAAUUUCGUGAGGACAUAAAAGGAAUGAUGCUCGAAUCAUUAAAGUUGUUCAACAAAUCGGGUUCACCUUUUGUAUUGAACAUGUUCCCACUAAGAAUUGUUAGGGAUAUACUGAAUUACCCCAUAGAAUUCACAUAUUUCGAUAACAUGAGCAAUCUCACUAUUACAGAUGGUAACGCUACGUACACAAAUGGAGUGGAGCUAAUAAUCGAUUGUGUUGCAUCGACAAUAACCAACGCGGGAUAUCCCAGUAUGAAAAUUAUGAUUGGUGAAGUUGGAUGGCCUACAGAUGGAUAUCCAUUCACCAAUAUUGAAAAUGCACAGAGAUUUUACAAGGGGUUAUUGAAAUUUAUAGCAUCAGAAAAAGGGACACCACUUAGGCCAGGGCCUAUUGACAUGUUUCUGCACAGCUUGUGUGAUGAGAAUUUGUUCAAAGUAACAGCUGGUCCAUUUCAAAGGCACUGGGGCAUUUAUGAUGCAGAUGGAAAUCCAAAGUACAAGAUUGAUUUCUCACUACAGGACCGUAAUGAAUAUCCCACAGAAGCUAAGGGCAUUGUGAAAAUGCCACGUCGAUGGUGCACGUUCAAUGGUGACAAAAGUAACAUGGAAUUGGUGAGAAAGAAUUAUAAUUUGGCAUGUGAUAAAGGAGAUUGUACACCACUGGAAUUAGGAGCUUCGUGUGGUGAACUCAGUGAAGAUUCCAAAAUUUCUUAUGCUUUUAAUGAAUAUUUCCAGAGGAUGAGGCAAAAUAGUUUAACUUGUGGUUUUGAUGGUUUAGGUAAAAUUACCACAAGAGAUCCCUCUUCAGGGAAUUGUGGAUUUUCUGUGGAGAUACUUUCAUUCCAAGAUGUUAUACCUUAUGGUACAACGAUACAAUUAAAAGUUUGACUUUGGCGUGGUGGCAUAUGUAAUGAAAGAUUCCAGAAAAAAUGACAAAAAUGGUUUCUUGUAUUUAAUGGUUGAUUCAAAGUAGUUUUUAAAAUAUAUUGUAAUUUUAUGCAAUUUUUGUCUUUUAAAUAUAUCAAAAUGAAAGAAAAGAGCUCGUUCUUUGACAC